Rhodotorula graminis WP1 is the source of this 842-nucleotide messenger RNA. RefSeq lists its product as uncharacterized. Lineage: Eukaryota; Fungi; Basidiomycota; Microbotryomycetes; Sporidiobolales; Sporidiobolaceae. Bases 51 to 536 code for a protein of 161 amino acids. The transcript has a single exon. The record is from RefSeq and is a predicted model, not a curated record.
GGUGGCAGAGGGCUUGAUUCGCAGAUCCCGGUCUAAGAAGUCUAGAUUGGAUGGUGAGAGGAAUGGCGGCCGGCGUCGGACGGCGCCAAAGGAGGCGAGGACCGUGCACGCGCGUCAACCUUCUCAAGUGCGACCGCGUCCUCCCGAGCCCGACCUCGCGCCGCUCCUCCUCCCGAGCGCCUCGAGCUCAUCUAUUACGUCCGACGCCCGAGCUCGACCGUCCUGCGCCGGCGGCUCUUGGCCGGCAAAGGCGUGAGCGCGCCGCCGACGCACUCGGUGCCUGCGGCGACCUGCCUGAGAGGGACGCACCCGCCCGCCGGCGAGCACAGCGAAAAGGUCGUAUCGCGCACCCUCGCUCGUCGACACGGUGCGGCCUGCCGCCUAUCCGCGGCACGGCCUCACCGCCGCAGCAAGGCGCGUGCCGAACGCCCGUUCCAGCCGCGCCGCUGCCCGUCCCUCUCGACCAAGCCCAUCUCUGGUCGUCCACCAUCGAGGCCGCGAGCCCUAGAGCUUCUUUGCUCGAGCCGAUGACCUGAAAGGCAGCGGUCCGAGAGAGAACGCCAACAACGAGACGGAACCCUUCAGGCUCGCCGACGAAGGCCGUCUCCGUUGCGCCGCCAGCGAGCUGCCACCCGCUCUGCCGCCCGUCUGAGCAGGACUCGACGAGCUCGCGCAGCUGCACGUGGGUCCAGCGCCGAUGACGAGGCGGUUGCAGAAGUGGGCGAAGGAGGCGCGGCGUGGGUGGACGAGCGCAGGCUGGACAGGGAUCGCUCGUCCGAGUGCCCCGCGGCCGGCGAGCUGUGCCGAGCUGUAGCACGAGCCAGGUGGCCUCAGUCGAGCAC